CUGUGUGCUGCUGAAGGGGCUGGGGCGCGGCCACCGGUCUGCACAGGCAACACCAUGGCGCUCACGGUGGUCAGCAUGGCGUGUGUCGGGUUCUUCUUGGUCCAUGGAGUCUGGACACAAAAGGGUGGUUGGGACAAUCCCUUCCUGUCUGCCUGGCCCAGCACUGUGGUGCCUCGAGGAGGACACGUGACUCUUCGGUGUCACUAUGGUGGUGGGUUUAACAACUUCACCCUGUACAAAGAAGACAGACUCCACGUUCCCAUCCUCCAGGGCGUUAUAUCCCAGGAGAGCUUCCUCAUGGGCCCUGUGACUGCAGCACAUGCAGGGACCUACAGAUGUCGGGGUUCUCACCGACACUCCCCUACUUCAUGGACGGCACUCAGCAACCCCCUGAAGAUCAUGGUCACAGGAUUCCACAGAAAACCUUCCCUCCAGGCCCUCCCAGGUCCCCUGGUGAAAUCAGGAGAGACGGUCAUCCUGCAAUGUUGGUCAGAUAUCAUGUUUGAGCACUUCCUUCUGCACAGAAAGGGGAUCUCUGAGGAUCUCUUGCACCUCGUAGGAGAGCCCUGUGAUGGGGGCUCCCAGGCCAACUUCUCCAUAGACCCUAUGAAGCCUGGCCUUCCAGGGACCUACAGAUGCUACGGUUCUGUCACUCAAUCCCUCUAUGAGUGGUCGGCUCCCAGUGACCCCGUGGACAUCGUGAUGACAGGUCAAUACGAGAAACCUUCUCUCUCAGCCCAGCCGGGCCCCACGGUUCAGCCAGGAGAGAACGUGACCUUGUCCUGCAGCUCCCGGACCUCAUUUAACGUGUACCAUCUAUCCCGGGAUGGGGAGGCCCCUGAACUCAGGCUCCCUGCAGUGCGGAGCGUCAACGGAACAUUCCAGGCCCACUUCCCUCUGGGCCCUGCCACCCACGGAGGGACCUACAGAUGCUUCGGCUCUUUCCGUGACUCUCCCUACGAGUGGUCAGCCCCGAGUGACCCAUACCCCUCCCCCACAGGAAAUCCUACAAGCGGUUGGCCUUCACCCACUGAACCAAGCUCCGAAACUGGUUUCCCCGGACACCUGCACAUUCUCACUCGGUGCUCAGUGGUCAUCACCCCCUUCACCAUCCUCCUGUUCUUGCUCCUUCAUCUCUGGUGCUCUCACAAAAGAGUAAAUGCUGCAGUAAUCGACCAAGAGCCUGCGGUGGACAGAACAGUGAACAGGGAGGGCUCUGAUGGACAAGACCCUCAGGAGGUGACAUACGCACAGCUGGAUCACGGCAUUUUCACACAGAGAAAAUAUGCUCGUCCAUCUCAGAGGCCCAGGAGACCCCCACCAGAAACCAGUGUGUACACGGAACUUGCAAAUGCGGAGCCCAGAUUGAAGGUUGUCUCCUGUCCGUGA
Saimiri boliviensis boliviensis (Bolivian squirrel monkey) is the source of this 1389-nucleotide messenger RNA. The record is from RefSeq and is a predicted model, not a curated record. Lineage: Eukaryota; Metazoa; Chordata; Mammalia; Primates; Cebidae.